Molecule: messenger RNA, 552 nt
Organism: Acanthisitta chloris (rifleman)
Lineage: Eukaryota; Metazoa; Chordata; Aves; Passeriformes; Acanthisittidae
Product: bone morphogenetic protein 4-like
Exons: 4
Biological process (GO): SMAD protein signal transduction
Cellular component (GO): extracellular region
Molecular function (GO): cytokine activity
Source: RefSeq, a predicted model, not a curated record
GCCAGCCGCAGGGCCGAGGCACUGAAGAAGCUUCUGGAAGUCUUUGGCAUGGAAGACCCUCCACCCCCCCCAGCUCACUUCAAGCAGCCUCCCCAGUAUAUGGUGGAUCUAUUCAACAGCGUCGCCAACGCGGAUGGGGUGACCAAGAACCCUGACAUCCUGGAGGGCAACACGGUCCGCAGCUUCCUGGAUAAGACUCACAGCGAGGAGCUGCGGUUCCUGUUUGUCCUCUCCAGCGUGGCCAAGAACGAGAAGAUCCUGACGGCAGAGCUGCACCUCUUCCGCCUCUGGCCGAGGGUCACGGAUGGGCCCAAAAGGCACCACUUCUGCCAGAUCAGUGUCUACCAAGUGCUGGAGAAGGACAAGGCAGAGACCCCUGGAGGGAAGAAGCUGCUGGCAGCUCGACUUGUCUCGCUGCAGACCUCGGGCUGGGAGGUCUUUGCCAUCACACCAGCUGUUCGCGACUGGACUGAAGAUGAAAGCAGCAACCAGGGCCUGCUGGUGACAGUGCAGGGGCUGGGGGGGAGAACUCUCGAUCCCCCCCCCUUACUU